UGAUGACGUAUUAUUUGGCCUACAGGGGGUCCAUGCUGCAUCGACAACGAGCUUGUUUGCUGUCAUCCAAGUCUUAAAUAGAGCAAAAUAAACCGAGAUGCAGGAUCUGGAUAGAAUAGCAGCUUAAGCUGUCUUCAUUGAGGUGCCCUCAUGGUAGAAGACGGUGGGCCCUUCACCAGUAGUGCAAAGCCUGGCUACCUGCCAACAAAAAGCAAAUCUUAAUUGGGAAGUUUCAUGAAAUCUAGAAAAAAUAGCAAUCAAAAUUGAACAUUCUCAUACUUGCUGCUGCAAGGAAUGGAUGGUAUUGAUGAUGACAGUGGUUACCAUGAUCACUCCAGUACUACGAUGUUUCCAGGAAUAAAGAAGCGUAUCUUGGACGGUUACUAUGACAAUCUGGGGUUGACGGAACCUGAGGAUCUCUCGCUGUCGUGUGUCACAGGGCCAUGUGAGGAUGUGGAGACGGUCGAGGAAGAAAUUGUGGCAGAUGGUAGCCAUUUAGAUUCUUUGGAACACACAUCUUUGUCAAGUGCAGGUGUGACUUUUGAUGCUUCACGUCACCAUCAAGUAAUCAUCACCAACCCCAAUACCAUCAGAAAUAACUCUCACAGAGCCACUCCUACAGACCAAAGCGGACAAAAUAAUGAAGCUGGGUCAGAACUGUUAAUUCCUAUGACUGUUACAAUACAUGAACAAUGCCCCGUUAAUUGCCAAAGUGAUAAUCUCAACCCCCCUCCUGGUAGAGAAGGUUCUGAUGAGGGAAAUGGGCUGUGUGCAAAUGACGAUCAUGUGCUAAGCACGCCCACAGGUAUUAACGUUGUUAAUAGUAACAUAAAAACUGCAAGAAAUACUGUAACUUCAUCAGAAAGGGACCAGACUUUGAUAGUGACUACUGAAUCAGCUACAGGGGAGAAUUCUGUGAAAAUAAACUUGAUUCAGAGUUCAGCUGUAAUAGAAGGAUCGACAUCAGUGUUACCCAGCAUGCUUAGGACACAUCCAACAAUCUUACGUUCCCACUUGGGGAACAGAGCUGAAGAAACAAUCAUGCAUCUUCCAGGGGUGCAGUCCUCUCACAAUCCUAUGCAACCUGUGUGCCUGAAGCUGUUCUAUCCACCUCCCUCUGUGUUGCCAGACAGCAGGGCUAGCCUACAAGAAGAACCCCAUGAAUGCCGCUGGGCAGGGUGCAAGAAAAACGUAGACAGGUUGGACGAGUUAGUUAAUCAUGUUAAUGAUGAUCAUGUUAGAGCUGACAGGGAUACAGAUAAUGACUACAAGUGUCGAUGGGAAGGAUGCCCAAGGAAGGGAAAAGGCUUCAAUGCCAGGUACAAGAUGUUGAUCCAUGUCCGCACACACACAAAUGAAAAGCCACAUAAAUGCCACCUGUGUGGAAAGAGCUUUUCAAGAGUGGAGAAUCUCAAGAUUCAUAAUAGAUCUCAUACAGGUGAGAAGCCUUACAUAUGCCCAGUUGAAGGCUGCAACAAGGCGUAUUCCAACUCAAGUGACCGUUUCAAACAUGUGCGAACCCACCAGGAAGACAAACCAUACUAUUGUAAAUAUCCCAGCUGCAACAAACGUUACACUGACCCAAGCUCCCUGAGGAAGCACAUUAAAACAAACUCCCACUAUUUCCGAGGUGGAGACAUUGUUAACAAUCACCAUACUUCAAAUAUCCCCCCUCAUCACCCAAUGCCAAAAAUGAUGGAUAACCAUCAGUCCAUGUUACUGCCAACAGUGUUCCCCCAUCAUCCAGCAGCAGGUUUGCCUGUGAGUUAUGGGGGUGGAGGUGGAAAUGGGCUUCUGAAUCCCACCGCUUCUCUGCCUGCCCAUCAUGUUAUCUCCAUCCAAAGCAGUAUGUUACCUUUGUCCACCUUAGCGUCCAACCCAUUGCUCUCCUCGGCAGUCAUCGCUCUCUCGGGACCUGUCACUCAGUCAAUCUCCACUCAGACAGAUCGUAUGGUGUCCUCCACCGACAGCAACACAUCUGAAUCGCCUAAGAACCUGUCCACUGAUACAGAGAUGUUAGAUGAGGAUGUGGAUGAGACCAAGUGCCAGGACACUCCUUUGGAUCUGUCCACAAGCCCUAUUCUUGCUCAUGACAGUAACCAUGGUGACAGUAACCAUAGCGACCCAGUGGGGUCUGGGUACAGCUCCAAGUGGGAGUUGAUCAACACAGACUGAGAUCAACUUGAUUGUAAACACAUGAUUUAGAGAAAACAGUUAAGCAGAAUCUCCUUUCAGAUUAAUUGAAAUUGCUUCAAAUUUUAAGCCCCAUAAAGCCUGAAUUUGGGUUUUGAUGCAAAUUGUUUCAGGGGAAAACAAAACUGAUACUUGAACUGCUCUGAAUUGAGUUUGCUGUCACAACUUUUGUUUGGUCUACAUGUAGAAAACUAAGAAACUGUUUUUUUUUUCUAAUAAGAAAAGUUCCAGUUCAAGUUUGUCUGUGGUUUGUAAAGGUUAUGUAUUUAUAUUUUUCAUCCUUAGAAUUGUUUCCUUUGCACUGUAUCAUGAUAGAAGGUAGCAGUAACUUUCUAUCUUCGGAAUCGCAUAGAUCUGAUGAUUUUUUCAGCCAUAGGAUGCUGGAAAAUCACUUAAAAGGACCAGGAAUAAUUAUCAUGUGUAGGACAGAAGAGUUUCAAUUAAUUAAAGAUUCAGUUGAUAUUUUAAUGUGAAAACAGAAGCAUUAGUAUGCCAUAAUUGGAAAAGGAAUUCUUCAUCAAUUUUAAUUUAUGAUUUUGUGAUUGCUGUAAAGAUGUCAGUAUUUGCAUUUACCCAGUCACGUAUUGCUUAUAUUAAGUAGUUCUAUUCACAUAAUGCACAUGUCAUGUUGCAAAUAUAACCUGUUGUAAGCUGAA
Molecule: messenger RNA, 2849 nt
Organism: Lingula anatina
Lineage: Eukaryota; Metazoa; Brachiopoda; Lingulata; Lingulida; Lingulidae
Biological process (GO): regulation of transcription by RNA polymerase II
Cellular component (GO): nucleus
Molecular function (GO): DNA-binding transcription factor activity, RNA polymerase II-specific; RNA polymerase II cis-regulatory region sequence-specific DNA binding
Source: RefSeq, a predicted model, not a curated record